This is a messenger RNA of Drosophila virilis, 801 nucleotides long. It is a transcript of the gene Tsen15, whose product is annotated as tRNA splicing endonuclease subunit 15. Gene Ontology annotation, biological process: tRNA splicing, via endonucleolytic cleavage and ligation. The record is from RefSeq and is a predicted model, not a curated record. NCBI's taxonomy places the organism in Eukaryota, Metazoa, Arthropoda, Insecta, Diptera, Drosophilidae. Gene Ontology annotation, molecular function: nucleic acid binding.
GGCUUACUUGCCGGUAGUUGUGCACGAAAUGUGUCAGAAAUUAGUUUGAAAACAAGAAAUUUAACUCAAAUUUGUGUUUUUUAAUACUUGAAAUAAAUACACAGUUUUACAGCAAUGGAUUUGGACACAAUUUGCCCCGAUUUAAAUGGCUUGACACGCGCCUUAGCCCAGAUAGUGCACAAGGACUUAACAAAUGAUGAACGCCUGAGCAACAUACAGCCGAAGUUGGAGCGGGAUACGGGCGAGUUCUAUUGGAGCGCCCAAAAUAAGGAGCAACAGCAGAUGAUGGCUUACAUCCCCACACAGCACUCCAAGGAUCUGGACUUUGAGCUGAUAAAAGUGCUGCAGCAGAAGCUGUUGGACUGCAUUAUCAUAGUGGCCAUUGUGGAUACUACGGGCAACAUUCUGUACUAUCAAAUGACAGAGGGCUUUAAGGAGAAAUAGUUUGGGUAUUGUGUCUUUAAUCUGGUUAUUAUUCGCAAAUCUGUCAAAUUUCAAACUCAAAGCUUUCUUAAGGCCCUUGUGUUUUUUAGAGGAAAACUGCAUUUAUUAAAUAGCGAUAGAUACAUUUAUUCAAAAUCAUAUCAUAGUUCUGCAUAAAUAACAAUUAUGUGUAUAGCCCCAGGCUUUGGGAUGCCCCCCCAAGUCCAAUGACAGGAAUCGAAACUAUCCCAAGAUAAAUACCUUGAGGCUGUGCACAUAAUAAAAAUGACAAUAGAUCUCGCUGCAUUCCGGCGCGUGUAUAAUCAUAAUUGUAAUCAAUAAUCGUAAUAUAAUUAUCUUGACAUUAUUGUAACUUAA